Messenger RNA from Alternaria postmessia, 537 nucleotides. RefSeq lists its product as uncharacterized. The record is from RefSeq and is a predicted model, not a curated record. Lineage: Eukaryota; Fungi; Ascomycota; Dothideomycetes; Pleosporales; Pleosporaceae. The coding region runs from base 1 to 537 and encodes 178 amino acids. The transcript is spliced from 2 exons.
AUGACAUCACUCCCAGCUGCUAGCACACUCCCCCAUGCCUCCGAAUCCGAACUCACAAGCGUUCUAGACCUACUCUUUGAGCCAUCGCCUCCCCUCCGCGAGAUCACUUUCCCCGUGCUGAGGUCUGCCACUUUCCCCAGUUAUGACAUCUUGAUUACCGCUGUCAAUGCGCAACUCGCUGCGCUGGCCAAGUCAACUGAUGAAAGCGAUGUGAAGAAGCUUUCUGAGAUACUCUGCUCGCAUCCGAGGUUGGGCGAGAAGAAAGUAGACAGCGAGCAGAGCCGGAAAGAACAGGCGCAAUUGCAGGCAGGUGCAGAGGAAGAGAAAGAGAAAUUGGCAAGUCUGAACAAGGAAUACGAAGAGAAGUUUCCGGGUUUGAGAUAUGUUGUCUUCGUCAAUGGCCGUCCGCGACCUGAAAUCAUGGAGAAUAUUCGCUCUCGUAUCGACCGUGGCGAUAUCAGAGCUGAGCGUCAAGAGGCCAUUCAGGCCAUGUGUGAUAUAGCUCUUGACCGAGCAUCGAAGCUGCAGAAAGCGUAG